CAGCCAACCCACGAUCAACCGGCACCAUGCCCACCGAAUUCAUCAGUCUCACUUUCCCCAAUCCCUCUACGGAGCUGAAACCCAUCCCCAAUGCUUCAAUUGACCCCGACUUCCUCGUGCGGUACGCCCGAUCGCUGGACGACUACGGGUUCAACUACACGCUGGUCCCCUACGACUCCUCGUACUUCGACCCCUUCACGACGGGCGCAACCAUCGCAGCAGUAACCAAGAACCUCAAGAUCAUCAUUGCUCUCCGUCCCAACACCCUGUACCCCACCGUCGCUGCCAAAGCGCUGGCGACGCUGGACCAACUCAGCCGAGGCCGGGCGGUGGUGCAUCUCAUCGCUGGCGGCAGCGACGCCGAUCAAGCGCGGGAGGGCGACUUCUUGAGCAAAGAGGAACGCUACGGCCGUCUGGAAGAUUACAUCCGCAUCCUGCGACGGGCGUGGGAGUCGGACGAGCCCUUCGACUGGGAAAGCCCCUACUACACGUUCAAGGGGUUCAGCAACCGGGUGCGGCCCGUGAACGGCACGAUUCCGGUGUCGGUGGGCGGCUCGUCCGACGAGGCCUACCGCAUCGGAGGCAGCCUGGCCGAUAUCUUUGGAUUAUGGGGAGAACCGCUGAAGGAGACGAAGGAGCAGAUCGAUCGCAUCUACGCCGAGACAGACAAGGCCGGCCGCGCGGAGACGGACCGCCCGCGGAUCUGGGUGACCUUCCGGCCCAUCACGGCGGAGACGGACGAGCUGGCCUGGGCCAAGGCGCACCGGACGCUGGAUCUGUUGACCUCGCACCGCCAGAACGGCUUCGGCCGCGUGGCCGCCGAUGCGCCGCCGCCGCAGAACGCGGGCUCGCAGCGGUUGCUGGAGAUCGCCAAGCGGGGGGACGUCCAGGACCGCGCGCUGUGGUAUCCCACCGUCACGGCCACGAAUGCGCGCGGCGCCUCCACCGCGCUGGUGGGCUCGCACCAGACCAUUGUCGACUCGCUGCUGGACUAUGUCAAGUUGGGCGCGGAGCUGAUCUCCAUCCGCGGGUAUGACAACUACAAUGAUGCCGUGGACUACGGCCGGUAUAUCCUGCCUCGCGUGCGGGAGGAGUUGGCCAAGGAGCAGGAUUAG
Molecule: messenger RNA, 1115 nt
Organism: Aspergillus brunneoviolaceus CBS 621.78
Lineage: Eukaryota; Fungi; Ascomycota; Eurotiomycetes; Eurotiales; Aspergillaceae
Product: LLM class flavin-dependent oxidoreductase
Exons: 1
Coding region: 27-1115 (362 amino acids)
Molecular function (GO): oxidoreductase activity, acting on paired donors, with incorporation or reduction of molecular oxygen
Source: RefSeq, a predicted model, not a curated record